AUGGAACGAUGUAUGACAAAAUUUGGUGUGUUUUAUCCAAAACGAUUUUGGUUUGAAUUAUUUAAACUUGAUUUUGAAAUCUAUUAUCAACAACAUUCUGAAUAUCAGCUUCCUAUGAAUAAACAUCAAUUUCAUGAUUCAGGUAUUGUUGAUGAAGGUCUUUCCGAUGAAACUGGUUCAAUAGAAGAUGAUUCAAAACAAAAAGAAAAUUAUUCUGAUGAAAAUGAUACACCAAAAAAACCAAAUCAAUCAUAUCUUGAAAUAAUUGCAGAAGCUAUUUUAAAAGCACCAGAUCGUAUGAUGCAAUUAUAUGAAAUUUAUAAUUAUUUUCAACGAAAAUAUCGAUAUUUUGCUGAAGAUGUUAAUAAAUCAUGGAAAAAUAGUGUACGACAUAAUUUAUCAUUAAAUGAUUGUUUUGUUAAAGCAGGACGUGGAACAAAUGGCAAAGGACAUUAUUGGCGUAUUCAUGAAUUAGCUGAAAGAGAAUUUGAACAAGGUCGUUUUCGUCGUCGUCGUUAUCGUCAACAAAUGCGACAAUUACAAAUGCAUACUCAAACAUAUGAUACUCAAUCGAUGUCAUCAUUUUAUCCUCCAACAUCAUAUUAUAUGUGUUCACCACCACCAUCAUAUCAUAGUAUUUAUCAAACUCCAAAUAAUUCAUCAGAAAAUCAUUCAAUUAGUCCAUUAGAAUCAUCAACAACAAUGCCAAAUUUUUGUAUGACACCAACAACACCGAAUUCCUAUCCAUUAUAUGAUCCAUAUUCAUCAUCUUAUUAUACAACAAGUUAUCAACAACAGCAACAUCAUCAUCCGAUGGCUUUGUCAUAUGCAAGUCCAAAUGAAUCAGCAUCAUUCUGA
This is a messenger RNA of Rotaria sp. Silwood2, 858 nucleotides long. The record is from the annotation of a GenBank genome assembly. NCBI's taxonomy places the organism in Eukaryota, Metazoa, Rotifera, Eurotatoria, Philodinida, Philodinidae.